GCGCGCCUGCGCUGCACCGCCCCCUGGCGGCCGCGGGGAGGGCUCUCGGUCGGCGCUGCGGCAACAUGGCGGGGCGGCCUAUGCAAGCAGCAAGAUGUCCCACAGAUGAGCUGUCCUUGACCAACUGUGCUGUGGUGAACGAGAAGGACUUCCAGUCUGGGCAACAUGUUGUGGUGAAGACCUCUCCCAACCACAAGUACAUCUUCACGCUGAGAACCCACCACUCAGUGGUCCCUGGCAGCAUCGCCUUCAGCCUGCCCCAGAGAAAAUGGGCUGGACUCUCCAUUGGACAGGAGAUUGAUGUCUCCUUGUACACCUUUGACAAGGCCAAGCAGUGCAUCGGCACCAUGACCAUCGAGAUCGACUUCCUGCAGAAGAAGAACAUUGACUCCAACCCCUACGACACAGACAAGAUGGCUGCAGAGUUCAUCCAGCAGUUCAACAGCCAGGCCUUCUCCGUGGGCCAGCAGCUUGUGUUCAGCUUUAAUGACAAGCUCUUUGGGCUGUUGGUGAAGGACAUGGAAGCCAUGGAUCCCAGCAUUCUCAAAGGGGAGUCUGGAACAGGCAAAAAGCAGAAGAUUGAGGUUGGCUUGGUUCUUGGGAACAGUCAAGUUGCCUUUGAGAAAGCUGAGAACUCCUCUCUCAAUCUGAUUGGUAAAUCCAAGACCAAGGAGAACCGUCAGUCAAUCAUCAACCCAGACUGGAAUUUUGAGAAAAUGGGCAUAGGGGGCCUGGACAAAGAAUUCUCGGAUAUUUUCCGACGAGCUUUUGCUUCUCGAGUUUUCCCACCUGAAAUUGUGGAGCAAAUGGGCUGCAAGCACGUGAAGGGCAUCCUGCUGUAUGGGCCCCCAGGCUGUGGGAAGACCCUGAUGGCCAGGCAGAUUGGGAAGAUGCUGAAUGCCAGGGAGCCAAAGGUGGUCAACGGGCCCGAGAUCCUCAACAAAUACGUGGGCGAGUCGGAGGCCAACAUCCGCAAACUGUUUGCUGACGCCGAGGAGGAGCAGAGGAGGCUGGGAGCCAACAGUGGGGUGCACAUCAUCAUCUUCGACGAGAUCGACGCCAUCUGCAAGCAGAGGGGCAGCAUGGCGGGCAGCACCGGUGUGCACGACACCGUGGUGAACCAGCUGCUGUCCAAGAUCGACGGCGUGGAGCAGCUCAACAACAUCCUGGUCAUCGGAAUGACCAACAGACCUGACCUGAUUGAUGAGGCUCUGCUGAGGCCAGGGAGGCUGGAGGUGAAGAUGGAGAUCGGCUUGCCAGAUGAGAAGGGCCGGUACCAGAUCCUCCAUAUCCACACGGUGAGGAUGAGGGAGCACCAGCUGCUGGCUGAGGAUGUGGACAUUGCAGAACUGGCAGUGGAGACCAAGAACUUCAGUGGUGCUGAGCUGGAAGGUUUGGUUCGAGCUGCUCAGUCCACUGCCAUGAACAGACACAUCAAGGCCAGUAAUAAAGUGGAAGUGGACAUGGAGAAGGCUGAGAGUCUUCGUGUGACCAGGGGAGACUUCUUUGCAUCCCUGGAGAACGACAUCAAACCGGCAUUUGGAACCAACCAGGAGGACUAUGCCAGCUACAUCAUGAACGGGAUCAUCAAGUGGGGGGACCCUGUGACGAGGGUGUUGGACGAUGGGGAGCUGCUGGUUCAGCAGACGAAGAACAGCGACCGCACUCCCCUGGUCAGCGUGCUCCUGGAAGGUCCCCCCCACAGUGGGAAAACUGCUCUAGCAGCAAAAAUAGCUGAAGAAUCCAACUUCCCCUUUAUCAAGAUCUGUUCUCCAGAUAAGAUGAUUGGGUUUUCUGAAACAGCCAAGUGCCAGGCCAUGAAGAAGAUCUUUGACGAUGCCUACAAGUCCCAACUCAGCUGUGUGGUCGUGGAUGACAUCGAGCGUCUUCUGGAUUAUGUCCCCAUUGGACCUCGGUUCUCCAAUCUGGUCUUGCAAGCCCUGCUUGUGCUGCUGAAGAAGGCCCCCCCUCAGGGCCGGAAGCUGCUGAUCAUCGGCACCACGAGCCGCAAGGACGUCCUGCAGGAGAUGGAGAUGCUGAAUGCCUUCAGCACCACCAUCCAUGUGCCCAACAUUGCAACGGGGGAGCAGCUCAUGGAGGCCUUGGAGCUCUUGGGUAACUUCAAAGACAAGGAGCGCAGCACCAUUGCACAGAAUGUCAAAGGGAAGCCUGUCUGGAUCGGGAUCAAGAAGCUGCUGAUGCUGAUAGAAAUGUCAUUACAGAUGGAUCCUGAGUAUCGAGUGAAAAAGUUCUUGGCUCUGCUGAGAGAAGAAGGAACGUGCCACAGGGAGUAGUUGAGCCCAGUGGGACAGUGGCAUCUCCUAGAGAAUGACUUUCUAAUACAUGUAGGGCAGUGCCUGUGCUGGGGCAGCUCACACCACUAUCUAUCCUGGCUACAUGUGAGUGGGUUCCAGUGUGUGCUUGAUGCUUUAUACAUGUGCAUGAUGCUUUCCUGAUGGAUUUGGCUUCUUUUGCAAGAGUUCCUACCCUAGACUGAAGGUGGACCAAGUGCAAGAUCAACAGCUGGAAAAGCGACCAACCUGGAGAAAAUACACUGGGAUCUUUACUCUUCUGUGCUCAACACACUGGACAAAGUGAAAUGCUCCCCAUUUCCCAGAGCCCCAUGUGGAGUCUGCAUGUUUAGUGCAAUACAGUAUCUUUAUUCUUUGUCUUUAAUAUUCUGAUGUCAUGUGGAAGUGUCUCCUAGAACACUGUGCUUCUGUCUCUGUGCAGCCAGGCUGCAUCCUUUGAUUUGAGCAUGGGGGAAUGUCCUGGGAGUUUGAAGCCAAUGCUCACUUGUGUCCAGCAUUCCUGCAGUGCAAAGAGAUCCUGACUCCUAAUAAACCUGCCAGUCUGGUGAAGGGACACUGCAGCACUGCUCUGUCAUAUCCUGGUCAGGUGGAGGCUUUCUUGUGGUGUCAUCCCAUCCCUCACUGAACUCUGAGCCAGACCCACACCCCACAGGCAGUGCCCACAGCAGUCCAGCUCCAGGACUGCCUGGAUGUUGCACCUGCUUUAUUUAUAUCCAGGUAUUUUGGGGCCCCAUGAGACACUGCCAGCGGCACUGGGGACGGGAAGAGGGCAGGGAGAUGUUGAUCAGAGUAGAGGAAAUUUCCAAAUCCAGUAUUUAAGGCAUCAAAAGCUUGUUGUUAAUUCAACAACAGUUUUAGAGACGCUGGUUCCAGCCUCCAGCUCUUCCUGAGCUCAUGUAGGUGGCAGCUUUGGUGUCCUCCAGCCUCACAUCCCAUUUCCAUGCCAUGCUACCAAAGGUUGAAAUUCCUCCUUGGACACAGAGAGGAAGCCAAGCUCUGCAGGUGCACGAGAUGUGCAUUGCCAUGUUUUUGCACUGAAAUAAAGGAAUGUAUCAAACUUUGCUCCAUGGUCCUUCCCAAUGGCCACGUGGCCUCACUGGGGUGCUGCCAGUGGCUGCGUGAGGCUCCCCUGGUUCUGGGGCUCUGCUCCUUCAGUAAUGUUCAUGGCACAUACCUCAGUGUGGUGGGGCAUGAAAUCAAAGCCAUUUAUCAGAUAUGAGUCAGUGUAGCUUCCUAAACUUGCCCAGAGCCCCUGCAAGGGCUUGCAGUGGUACCAGAGUGGUGUCCAGGGAAGGAGAUGCUCCACAUCCUUCCAGACCCAAGGUGCAGGUACUGUUGUCCUCAGUGUGUGCUCACAGCAGUGGGGGUGUUCCAGCCACCCCCCUCUGUUCUCUGGCAGUGCUGAUGUGUUGUGAUGCCCUUGUGAGUCCCAGUGCUGGCUGUUCCCUCUCAUUUUGUGUAUGACCUUGUGGAUUUAUUUGUUCCUCCCUCCCCUCUGCCAGUCUGGGUGACAGCAGCACACAGUAACUUAUAUUUCAGAGUAAACGCUGUAAACCUUACCAUGUCUUUGUCCAGAACUAUAUUGAUGAAUAAAUAUCUGGUUUAAUUGCACAUUCAGUGGAUUCAAUAAAAAGCACAACUCCUUGUGA
This is a messenger RNA of Corapipo altera (White-ruffed manakin), 3961 nucleotides long. RefSeq names its product N-ethylmaleimide sensitive factor, vesicle fusing ATPase (gene NSF). Gene Ontology annotation, biological process: intra-Golgi vesicle-mediated transport; SNARE complex disassembly; Golgi to plasma membrane protein transport. Bases 66 to 2294 code for a protein of 742 amino acids. The transcript has 21 exons. Gene Ontology annotation, molecular function: ATP hydrolysis activity; ATP binding. Lineage: Eukaryota; Metazoa; Chordata; Aves; Passeriformes; Pipridae. The record is from RefSeq and is a predicted model, not a curated record. Gene Ontology annotation, cellular component: Golgi stack.